AUGAGUAGUUUGGUCAAGAAAGGAAGUCAGUUUGCUCCAAAGUUAAAGAAUCCAGUUAGGAAGAAAGCAAACCCCAAAGCAACAGCCACUCCCGAGCCUUCCCAGAAAAGUCAAUCUAGUGCAUCAGAAACACGCACCAAACCCUUAUCAGAUCAGCUAGAUACUCCUCCUACCACACAAGUGGUAAAACCCCGUACAUCUUUUAGUAUCAAGGGGACUAUUAAUAGACUGGUAGCCUUAGAUGAUGCCGUGGAUCCAAUAGACGAUCUGAAGCCCCAGGAUUCGGCCAUUGCGGAUAGCUCUGACGAGGAAGAUGAGGCACUUAAAGAGCAUGCACAAAGCCUACGGAGAGCCUCAUCGCGAAGGUUAUCUGGAAUCAAUCCAGGUUUCAGAAGUCGAUCUGCUUCAGUCUCUCAUCGGCCAGGUCAUGAAGAUACACAAUCAGCAGCUGCUAGAAUCGUAGUGCCACAACCACCCAAAACCGGCAAGAGAAGGAGGUCGCUGGUGAGUACUCGGAAUACAAAGAGGGCUUCAGUAGCUGCACCUGUCACUGCACCAGCUCUCAAGCCUUCACUGGUCGUGCCUGUUCCAACAGCUCAUAAUACUGCCCAUUCCCCAUCAGUACCCUCAUCCUCAUCAUCAUCCUCGACAACUACCACUUCGAGGAUAUUGAAUUCAAAUGUUAGUCACUUGUUCCCCGCAUUAAGGAAAUCUGCUGCUCCGUUGAGUAUGAUAAUGAAUGAACCCGAGGCUGGGUCUCCACCACUGCCUCUUGACCGUAAAGAAGAUGUGAAUAUAGUCAGUAAGGAGUUUGUUGUGGGGAUUGAUCCUAGGACUAACAAGUUACGCAAAUUUAGACGUCCAAAUGCUCCGAAACCAGAAAUCAAGCAAGAGGACGGAUUCACGAGGGUAGCAGAUGAGCCGUUGGAUGAUUUGGUUCCUAUUGCACCAGACAAUUUAGUCACAACAGUAACCAGCAUCAGUCAGAUUCCAUCGGGUAUUAAAGACGAAGAUUUGGAGUUGUAUGGGGAACUUAAUUUCAACUAUGAAGGCAUGACAAUGGCUGAUUUAUGUAAACCAACUUUGAAAAUUGGUGAUGUCAGCUCUAGUUUCAAACUAGCGCAAGAAGCAGAGGCUCAAUUGAAACAGAAGAAAAUGCAAAGGAAAUUGGAUAGAAUAAGGGCAAGACAAGAACGAAUCUCUUUAGAAGAGGCCACAUUGAAAAAUGAAGGUAAAACUGACGAAGAGAUUCAGCAUGAAAAGGAAGGUAAGAAAGCAAAACGUGGACCAGAUGUACUAAAUUUUGAAGAGGAGGCACCGUCUUCAUCGUCAGCGUUGCAGCUUACAUUAGUUGACGGAAAAAUUGGCUACAAUGAGGAAUCCGCCGUUGUUGUGAAGCCUCGAGCUGAUGCGUCUGGACGUACAGUAGAAGAUUCGAAUCCCUUUGCAAAUCCAGUCACAUCUACAACCUACAGCAAGAGAACAUACACUGACAAGUGGACGCCAGAUGAAUUAAAUGAAUUUUAUCAAGCCUUGAGUAUGUUCGGUACCGAUUUUUCCUUAAUCUCACAAUUGUACCCUCAUCGCACGAGAAAGCAAAUCAAGUCAAAGUUUGUGUUGGAGGAGAGAAAGUAUCCCGAAGUGAUUGAACUAGCGUUGAAGAGGAAGCUUCCUGUUGAUUUCAAAAAAUAUUGUGAAGCAACUAAUAACGAAAUAAAGACAAUCGAACAAUAUAAUGAAGAGUUGAAGAAGGUGAGAUUAGAGCAUGAACAAAGUAUGAAUGCCAUUGCGAUUGAAAGGGAGAAGGCAUUCAAAGAAGAUGCUGAGGCUAAUAGGAGACGGGAAAUUGAAAUCCGAACCGGGUUUACUGGAUCAAAAGCAAUGACAACGGCUGAAAGGAGAAAGGAGUUGAGAAAGAAUGAAACUGUCGUUGGAACCAUUGAUGAUAUCAAGCAUCGUUGA
This is a messenger RNA of Lodderomyces margitis, 1962 nucleotides long. RefSeq names its product transcription factor TFIIIB subunit. Gene Ontology annotation, biological process: RNA polymerase III preinitiation complex assembly; transcription by RNA polymerase III. The record is from RefSeq and is a predicted model, not a curated record. The coding region runs from base 1 to 1962 and encodes 653 amino acids. Lineage: Eukaryota; Fungi; Ascomycota; Pichiomycetes; Serinales; Debaryomycetaceae. The transcript has a single exon. Gene Ontology annotation, cellular component: transcription factor TFIIIB complex. Gene Ontology annotation, molecular function: RNA polymerase III general transcription initiation factor activity; TFIIIC-class transcription factor complex binding.